This is a messenger RNA of Prionailurus viverrinus (fishing cat), 963 nucleotides long. RefSeq names its product cell death inducing DFFA like effector c (gene CIDEC). Lineage: Eukaryota; Metazoa; Chordata; Mammalia; Carnivora; Felidae. The record is from RefSeq and is a predicted model, not a curated record. The coding region runs from base 1 to 753 and encodes 250 amino acids. Gene Ontology annotation, biological process: regulation of apoptotic process; apoptotic process. The transcript has 5 exons.
AUGGAAUAUGCCAUGAAGUCCCUCAGCCUUCUCUACCCCAAGUCCUUCUCCAGGCAUGUGGCAGUGAGCACCUGCACCUCAAUGGUGACCCAGCAGCUACUGACCGAGUCCAGCUUGGAGGCCCCCAAGGCCCGGCCCUGCAGAGUAAGCACUGCUGACCGGAGUGUGCGGAAGGGCAUCAUGGCGCACAGUCUCAAGGACCUCCUCCACAAGGUGAGGGACAGGACUACCCUCAGCACAGAGGUCCGGGACACCCUGAUGCUGGCAAACAAGCCCUUCUUCCUGGUGCUGGAGGAAGAUGGUACAAUUGUUGAGACAGAAGAGUAUUUCCAAGCCCUGGGGGAUGACACAGUGUUCAUGGUCCUCCAGAAGGGGCAGAAAUGGCAGCCCCCAUCAGAGAAGAAUACUAGGUACCAACUCUCCCUCUCCCGUAAGCCCGGCAAGAAGAUUGAUGUGGCCCGUGUAACCUUUGACCUAUACAAGAUGAACCCACAGGACUUCAUUGGUUGCCUGAAUGUGAAGGCCACUCUGUAUGGCACCUACUCCCUUUCCUAUGACCUGCACUGCUACCGGGCCAAACGCGUCAUGAAGGAAGCUCUUCGUUGGGCCCUCUUCAGCAUGCAGGCCACAGGCCAUGUGCUGCUUGGCACAUCGUGUUAUAUGCAGCAGUUCCUGGAUGCCACAGAGGGAGGGCAGCCCCCUGAGGGCAAGGCCCCAUCGCUCAUCCCAUCCUGUCUGAAGAUGCUGCAGUGAAGGCCCAAGUCCUUGGAGGCAUUCCCCAGAGAAGGACUAGAUGGGGGGCCCCCAUGCUCAGCUAGUAGCACCUACAAACCCAGUUAGGCAGCUUCUUAUCUUGCCACACCUUCCUCACCUCCCAGGACCUCGAAUGAAGAAGGCUUCCCAAGGGAAAAGGUCAGAAAUCUGGGAUAGGCCGGGAAAGGAGAACUGAGUGUUCUUAGCCUG